This is a messenger RNA of Hippopotamus amphibius kiboko, 4397 nucleotides long. It is a transcript of the gene PALD1, whose product is annotated as phosphatase domain containing paladin 1. Lineage: Eukaryota; Metazoa; Chordata; Mammalia; Artiodactyla; Hippopotamidae. The record is from RefSeq and is a predicted model, not a curated record. The transcript is spliced from 21 exons. The coding region runs from base 156 to 2942 and encodes 928 amino acids.
GUUGGGAGGAGCAAGCCGGAGCCCGCAACGGGCGCGAUCCGCAGCUGCGUGACUCGGCGCCCGCAGUUCGGGCGCAGCGCGCCAGGCUCAGGAGCGCGGAUGCCCCCCGGAGCCGCGGGCUGGCAGGUCUUAGGUCCUGAGGCCGCUGGCAGACUAUGGGUACAACGGCCAGCACAGCGCAGCAGACGGUCUCGGCGAGCGCCCCCUUUGAGGGCCUCCAGGACAGCGGCACGAUGGACAGUCGGCAUUCACUCAGCGUCCACUCCUUCCAGACCACGAGCUUGCACAACAGUAAGGCCAAGUCCAUCAUCCCCAACAAGGUGGCCCCUGUCGUGAUCACGUACAACUGCAAGGAGGAGUUCCAGAUCCACGAUGAGCUGCUCAAAGCCCAUUACACGCUGGGCCGGCUCUCGGACACCACCCUUGAGCACUACCUGGUGCAGGGCCGCUACUUCCUGGUGCAAGAUGUUGCUGAGAAGAUGGAUGUGCUAGGCACUCUGCAGAGCUGUGGGGCCCCCAACUUCCGGCAGGUGCGGAGUGGGCUGGCUGUGUUCGGCAUGGGGCAGCCCAGCCUCUCGGGAUUCAGAGGUGUCCUCCAGAAGCUCCAGAAGGACGGACACAGGGAGUGCGUCAUCUUCUGUGUGCGGGAGGAGCCUGUGCUGUUUCUGCGUGCUGAUGAGGACUUCAUGCCAUACACGCCUCGAGACAAGCAGAAUCUUCAUGAGAACCUCCAGGGCCUUGGACCUGGGGUCCAGGUGGAGCGCUUGGAGCUGGCCAUCCGGAAGGAGAUCCACGACUUCGCCCAGCUGAGUGAGAACAAGUACUACGUGUACCACAACACUGAGUACCUGCGGGGGGAGCCCCACGCCGUGGCCAUCCGGGGCGAGGAUGAUGUGCACGUGACGGAGGAGGUGUAUAAGCGGCCCCUCUUCUUGCGGCCCACCUACAGGUACCACCGUCUGCCCCUGCCAGAGCAAGGGGCGCCCCUGGAAGCCCAGUUGGAUGCCUUCGUCAGUGUCCUCCGGGAGACGCCUAGCCUGCUGCUGCUCCGCGUGGCCCGCGGGCCUCCGCCCGCUCUCCUCUUCAGCUGCCAGACGGGCGUGGGCAGGACCAACCUGGGCAUGGUGCUGGGCACCCUCGUCCUGUCUCACCACAGUGCGGCUGCUUCGAGGCCGGAGGCUGCCCCUGCGAAGACCAAGCCACUGCCCACGGAGCAGCUCCAGCUGGUCCAGAGCUUUCUCCACAUGGUGCCCCAGGGGAGGAGGAUGGUGGAGGAGGUGGACAGAGCCAUCGCCGCCUGUGCAGAGUUGCAUGACCUGAAGGAAGUAGUCUUGGAGAACCAGAGGGAGCUGGAAGGCCGCCGGCUCGAGACCCCGGUCCAGGAAAGCGGUAGCCAGCACGGUGUCCGGCAGAGGGCGCUACAGAGCCUGGAGAGAUACUUUUACCUAAUCCUGUUUAACUACUAUCUCCACGAGCAGUACCCGCUGGCUUUUGCCCUCAGUUUCAGCCGCUGGCUGUGUGCCCAUCCUGAACUGUACCGCCUGCCUGUGACACUCAACUCAGUGGGACCUGUGGCCCCCGGGGACCUCAUUGCCACGGGCUCCCUGGGGGUGGAUGACCUCAUCUCCCCGGACGCACUCAGCACCGUCAGAGAGAUGGAUGUGGCCAACUUUCGGCGGGUGCCCCGUUUGCCCAUCUACGGCACGGCCCAGCCCAGUGCCAAGGCCCUGGGGAGUAUCCUGGCCUACCUGACCGACACCAAGCGGAAGCUGCAGCAGGUUGUGUGGGUCAACCUGAGAGAGGAGGCUGUGCUGGAGUGUGACGGGCGCACCCACAGCCUGCGGCGGCCUGGGCCCCCCACGGCCCCCGACCAGCUGGAGAACCUGGAGAGCCAGCUGAAGGCCCACCUGAGCAUGCCUCCCCCAGGCGCCCAGGGCCCACGGACUCGCAGGUUCCAGACGUGCCUCACCCCACAGGAGGUCUUCAGCCAGCACCGCGGGGCCUGCCCCGGCCUCAUCUACCACCGCAUCCCCGUGCCAGACUUCUGCGCCCCCCGCGAGGAGGAUUUUGACCGGCUGCUGGCGGCCCUGCAGGCUGCGCUCGCCAAGGACCCGGGUACUGGCUUCGUGUUCAGCUGCCUCAGCGGCCAGGGCCGGACCACGACCGCCAUGGUGGUGGCUGUGCUUGCCGUCUGGCACAUCCAAGGCUUCCCCAAGGUGGGUGAGGAGGAGCUUGUGAGUGUGCCUGAUGCCAAGUUCACCAAGGGCGAGUUUGAGGUGGUGAUGAAGGUGGUGCAGCUGCUGCCCGACGGGCACCACGUGAAGAAGGAGGUGGACGCGGCGCUGGACACGGUCAGUGAGACCAUGACGCCCAUGCACUACCACCUGCGGGAGGUCAUCAUCUGCACCUACCGCCAGGCGAAGGCCGCCAAGUCCGAGCAGGAGGCCCAGAGGCUGCAGCUGCGGAGCCUGCAGUACCUGGAGCGCUACAUCUACCUGGUGCUCUUCAACGCGUACCUCCACCUGGAGAAGGCCGGCUCCUGGCAGAGGCCCUUCAGCGCCUGGAUGCGGGAGCUCGGCCCCUGCUGCCUUCCAACCGUGACCUUGGACAAGUGGCGGCAAAGGCUGGCGUCUACGAGAUCCUCAACCAGCUGGGCUUCUCCGAGCUCGAGAGCGUGGAGGACCAGCCCUUCUCGAGGCUGCGCUGCCGGUGGCAGGAGCAGAGCCACAGCCCCGAGCCCUCCGCUGCAGGGGACUUCCUGUAGGAAGGGGACUUCCUGUAGGACGUGCUCCCCCUGUCCCUGCUACCGCCCCCUCCCACAGGGCCACCUCCCACCACCCGUGCAGGCUGGGGGUGCCCGGUGCUGUUUGCUGGCAAUGGCCCUGAGAAAUGAUCCCUCAGCUUCAGAGAGAGACUGGGGCAGGUGGGGACCCCUUUUUUGAAAAAAAGUUUUUAUAGGACCGUGGGCGCACAGUGAUACCUUGUAAAUGGCAGGCGCAGGGAGGGCCUGCCGAAGGGCCCGGUGUGGCAUCAGCCCUCCCAGGCGCUCACUCCCCACGUUGCCAAGCGCAGCUGCUCGCCACGUCACCCUCCCCUGCGCAGUUCUGAUGGCCCCUGGCACGGAGCAGUCCUGGCCGGUGCUGGCUUCCCUCUCCCUCUGUCACCGCUUUCCCACGCGGCUUCUCCCCUUUGGCUGCCUGAGCGCUGCCCUGGGGGCCCGGGCUCCUUGGGGAGUGGACUGCGGGCUGGCUGAUUUGUGACCUGAAAGGCAGCUUUACCCAGUUUUCUUGCCCCUCACGCCUCGUCUCAGCCUGGAGACUUGAAGAAAAGGACAACCACACGCCUGGUGGGUCCGGCAGAGGCCUCUGCCUCUCCUUCCUUUGCCCUCUCCCCUCCCCUGGGGUGGCAGGGCUGUGGAGGGUUCCAGGGAGCUGAAAACAAAACGGAGUCCUUCUCAGGGGAAGAAAGAGCUUCCAGGAGAGGCCAGCUCCGUUUCCCUGGGACCACGGGUGGGACGUCUGGGGAAGCACUUCCUCCCUGCCCCGCCACCACAGUGGCCCUUGCCCCCGCUUGCUGCGGCAGGAGCCCCAGGGACUGCUGGGUGACUCUGAGUGAGCAGUGGGGUGUGUGAGAGCAGGCCAAGGAUGGCUUGAGGGGGCCCUUGGGUUCCAGGCCGUCCUCGCUGAGCACCCUCGAGCUGCCUUCCCGUGGCGGGAGCAGGAGGAGCCAUGUGCUGCAGAGUUAGCAGCUGCCGGGACCAGCUCUGUGUGGGCAGUGGAAGGGUUGCUCAGUGGGAGGGUUGCUCAGAGAGGCAGGCGGUGUUGAGCUGAGAGUCUGUGGCCCUCCCUCUGGGGACUCGUGUCCCCUGAAAUGCAAGGGCUGAACGGUGUGGAUGCAGUCUUCCUGGCCAGGCUCGUUGGCGCCAAGGAGGUCUCUCUUGGGUGGACGCUGGCGCUUGUGCAGAAAAAUAGCUGCUGUGUCACUGGUCAUGGUAUUUUGCAAAGGGGGUGGAGGCCAGAGUUGUUCACAUCUACCUAGUGUUGGAAAGUUUAUGAUCAUUUUGGCUGAAUUCUUUUGCAAAUCUACUGUAUGUCAGUUCACUACCUUCUCGGAUUUGUUGUUUUUGUUUUUAUUUUUGCAUGUAAUAAAAAGUGUUAAUUUCUUUGCAGACAAGGUCUUAGAUGAGGGGUCAGACCAGGGCUGAACUGGAGGGGAUCCUUCACAUUCUCACAGUUGGCCCUGACUUUCAGCUGUGCUGGGACUACUGGCUGGUCACAUCACCUCUCUGCCUCAGUUUCCCCAUCUGUAAAAUGGGAGAAUAAUACUUGCCUACCUACCUCACAGGGGUGUUGUGAGGAUUCAUUCAUGAUUUUUUUUUUGUACAGAGCUUUUGAACA